Messenger RNA from Striga hermonthica, 2235 nucleotides. Lineage: Eukaryota; Viridiplantae; Streptophyta; Magnoliopsida; Lamiales; Orobanchaceae. The record is from the annotation of a GenBank genome assembly.
AUGAGUUCCGAUUUACAAAGAGAGAAGCCCGUCUCCGGCGACCGGAAUACCGAGGAUCCGGCAGCGUCGGACAGGUUCUCGGUGGAGGAGGUGGCGCUGGUGGUGCCGGAGACCGACGACCCGACCCUACCCGUCAUGACCUUCCGGGCAUGGGUUCUCGGCCUGGCCUCUUGCACGAUUUUGAUUUUCCUCAACACCUUCUUCAUCUACAGGACGCAGCCGCUGGCCAUUUCCGCCAUUCUCAUGCAGAUAGCGGUGCUUCCGAUCGGGAAGUUCAUGGCGGCGACGCUGCCGGAGAGGGAGUACACGGUGUUUGGGCGGUGGAGGUUCGGGCUCAACCCCGGCCCGUUUAAUGUGAAGGAGCACGUGAUUAUCACGGUCAUGGCUAAUUGCGGGGUGUCGAUUGGUGGUGGUGAUGCCUACUCUAUUGGGGCCAUUACAGUGAUGAAGGCUUAUUAUAAGCAGAGCUUGAGCUUCCUUUGCGCUCUAUUGAUUGUUCUGACCACUCAGUUGGUGGGCUAUGGAUGGGCUGGGAUGUUGAGAAGAUACUUGGUGGAUCCAGUUGAGAUGUGGUGGCCUUCAAAUCUUGCUCAAGUUUCUCUCUUCAGGGCGCUUCACGAAAAGGAACACAAAGCUCAAGGCACGACGAGAAUGCGAUUUUUCCUCGUAUGCAUGACAGCAAGUUUUAUCUACUACUUAUUCCCUGGAUACCUAUUCCAGAUAUUGACCUUCUUUUCCUGGGUAUGUUGGGUGUGGCCCAACAGCAUCACGGCCCAGCAAAUCGGGUCCGGUUACCAUGGUCUCGGACUAGGUGCCUUCACCCUUGAUUGGGCCGGAAUCUCUGCGUAUCACGGCAGCCCAUUAGUCACCCCAUUCUCUUCCAUUCUCAAUGUCAUGGUUGGAUUUAUCAUGUUUAUAUACAUCAUUGUUCCGAUUUGUUACUGGAAGUUCAACACCUUUGACGCCCGCAAAUUUCCCAUUUUCUCGAAUCAACUUUUUACUUCCAGUGGGCAUAAGUAUGAUACUACCAAGAUUUUAACCCCACAAUACGAUCUUAACAUUUCGGCUUAUGAAAGUUACAGCAAGCUGUAUCUUAGCCCGUUAUUUGCACUGUCGAUUGGUUCGGGAUUCGCAAGAUUUACUGCCACAUUAACACAUGUUGCAUUGUUCAAUGGCAGAGAUAUAUGGAGGCAGAGCAAAUCUGCUCUGAAGAACGUGAAAUUAGACGUGCAUGCGAAGAUGAUGAAAAGUUACGAGCAAGUGCCCGAGUGGUGGUUUCUCGUUGUGCUGGCGGGCAGCAUAGCUUUAUCCCUAUUAUUGUCGUUGGUGUGGAAAGAAGACGUUCAGCUACCGUGGUGGGGAAUGCUCUUUGCAUUUGCUUUGGCUUGGAUUGUAACACUCCCAAUUGGGGUCAUUCAAGCCACUACUAACCAGCAACCUGGAUACGACAUUAUUGCGCAGUUCAUAUUCGGAUAUAUCCUUCCCGGAAAGCCCAUUGCAAAUCUACUCUUCAAGAUUUACGGUCGAAUAAGUACUGUUCAUGCUCUUUCUUUCCUAGCCGAUCUUAAACUCGGGCACUACAUGAAAAUCCCACCUCGAAGCAUGUUCAUUGCUCAGCUUGUGGGGACAUUGGUUUCGGGAACGGUCAACCUAGGCGUGUCAUGGUGGAUGUUGGGAAGCAUAGACAACCUAUGUGAUGUGGAGGCAUUGCAUCCUGAGAGCCCAUGGACUUGUCCUAAAUUCCGAGUCACGUUUGAUGCCUCAGUCAUUUGGGGUCUAAUCGGGCCCGAGAGACUAUUUGGGCCAGGUGGAAUGUACCGUAACUUGGUCUGGCUAUUCCUUAUAGGUGCAGUCUUGCCGAUUCCGGUUUGGCUUCUAAGUAAAAUCUUCCCUCACAAAAAAUGGAUUCCUCUGAUCAACAUACCGGUCAUCUCCUACGGAUUUGCAGGCAUGCCACCGGCUACCCCUACAAACAUUGCCAGCUGGAUCAUAACCGGGACUCUGUUCAACUAUUUCGUGUUCAAGUAUCGGAAAACAUGGUGGCAAAGGUAUAAUUAUGUUUUAUCGGCCGCAUUAGAUGCUGGGACGGCUUUCAUGGGUGUUGUGCUGUUUUUCGCUCUGCAAAAUGAGGGCAAAAAUGUAAAAUGGUGGGGUUCGGAGCCGGACCAUUGUCCUCUAGCUUCUUGCCCGACUGCACCUGGGAUUGUUGUUAAAGGGUGUCCUGUUUUCCGGUGA